Cornus florida is the source of this 847-nucleotide messenger RNA. Its product is annotated as protein LHCP TRANSLOCATION DEFECT. Lineage: Eukaryota; Viridiplantae; Streptophyta; Magnoliopsida; Cornales; Cornaceae. The coding region runs from base 50 to 589 and encodes 179 amino acids. The transcript is spliced from 2 exons. Gene Ontology annotation, cellular component: chloroplast envelope; chloroplast stroma. Gene Ontology annotation, biological process: intracellular protein transport; granum assembly. The record is from RefSeq and is a predicted model, not a curated record.
UGUGCUGAUAAGGUUGCUUGGUUUCAGUUAUUUGCUCUGAAAAUCAAUCAUGGCCUCAAUUCCAUGUACUAUCCAACUAGCCUUGUCAUCAAAACCCUGUAAUUAUUCGUCUUCUUCAAGUGGGUCGAUUCAAUGUUCGUCCAACCUUGGUUCACAGUUUCUGGGUAUCCAAAAGAGGCUCGGAUGGUUCAGACCCUCCAAGAUCGGACCCAGCUCAGGUUCCAGAGCUACAUGUUGGUUCAAAUUCGGUAAAAAUGGUGUCGAUGCUGAGGGUGCUGGCAUUUACGGCAGCCAAACUCGAGAUGAUUUCGACCGCGACGAUGUUGAACAGUACUUCAACUACAUGGGGAUGCUUGCUGUGGAGGGUUCAUACGAUAAGAUGGAUGCUCUCUUAAGCCAAAACAUCCACCCAGUAGACAUCUUGUUGUUGAUGGCUUCCUCGGAAGGUGAUAAGCCGAAAAUUGAAGAGCUACUGCGAGCUGGUGCUAGUUAUACUGUCAAGGAUGCAGAUGGACGGACUGCGCUUGAUAGAGCAGCGAGCGAUGAAAUCAAGGACUUCAUCCUUGGUUUUUCAGUUCAGAAAACAUGAUCAGAACUUUUCUUACAAGAACAAAUUUUUGUAUUUGUUUUUGUGCUUGGUUAUUCGCUUUUCGUAUCCAUCUUUUUAGUUUGUUAUCUGUUCUCCUAGCGAUCAUUGAAGUCCAUUCGACUGGGAUAUUUUAGCAGAUGUAACUGAAAUCAUGCAAUUACUGGUGACAAAAUUUAAUGAUUUCAUCAGAAUUUUUAUAAAACAUUAUCAGAGUUUGUUACAAGACUAAAUUUUUGUAUUUAUUUUUGUGCUUGUUUA